Messenger RNA from Cuculus canorus (common cuckoo), 6378 nucleotides. It is a transcript of the gene PROSER1, whose product is annotated as proline and serine rich 1. NCBI's taxonomy places the organism in Eukaryota, Metazoa, Chordata, Aves, Cuculiformes, Cuculidae. The coding region runs from base 599 to 3421 and encodes 940 amino acids. The transcript is spliced from 13 exons. The record is from RefSeq and is a predicted model, not a curated record.
UUGGCUCCGCGCGGUGACUUCAUAUGAGCGCGCCGGCGGAGAGCACCGUGUCGGUGGCUUUGGGUUGCGCGCCUCGUCUUCUCUUCACCGCGCCGUUUCCGCCCGUUGCUCUGCCGGCCGCGCCGAAGCAGCUGGGCCGCCGGCCGGCAGGACCCGUGAGGGGCGCAGGGAGCCAUGGGGGCCGGAGCCGCCGCGCGGGCCUCGGCGCCGCGUGCUGACUGAGGGCAGCGGGGCCGCCCCCCUCUGGCUGCUCCGCGGCCUCGCCGCCCGCGCCCUCGUCCCUCCUGCGCCGGGAGAGCGGCUCGGAGCGCGCACUGAGCGGGCGCGGGGCUCCCCCGGGGCGGCGAGCAGCACCCAGCGGCUUCCCUUUGUCUCUUGGCCGCGUCCAGCGCUGAAAGGCGUCAGCGCCGAAUUCCCAGGGGCGAGAGGAUCGCAGGCUGCCAGUCUUUCCCUGUUUUUUAAUAUAUAUGUAUUUUUUCUGUAUCCCUAAAGACUCUCAGUAAAGUCUUUGGGCUGGAUAUCUUUUUUUUUUUUUUUUUUUUUUAAUUAUUUUUCCCCCCUCCAUGUUUAAGUAUCUGCCUUGAAUGAAUUAAUAAAGAUGGAUAAGAAAUCAUUUGAAACCGUGCUGGAUGAAAUUAGAAAGGCUGUAUUGACUGAGUACAAAUUAAAGGCUAUUGAAUAUGUUCAUGGAUACUUUUCUAGUGAACAGGUCGUGGAGUUACUGAGGUACUUUUCCUGGGCUGAACCACAGCUCAAGGCAAUAAAGGCUUUACAACAUAAAAUAGUGGCAGUUCCAGCGUCAAAAAUGGUUAAUAUUCUCAACUGCUUCACAUUCAGUAAAGAUAAACUUAUUGCCCUUGAACUCUUAGCUUCCAACAUUGUUGAUGCUCAGAAUUAUCGCCUUAUUGAAGAUCUGUUCAGAAUUAAUAUGUCAGAGAAGAAAAGAUGCAGAAGAAUUCUUGAACAGGCUUCGAAAACCGGUUGUAAGGCUCCUCAUGCUAUGAUAUCUUCCUGUGGCAUGAUUCCUGGCAACCCUUAUCCCAAGGGCAAACCAAGCCGUAUAAAUGGAAUUUUCCCAGGGACCCCUAUCAAAAAGGACACAGAAGAAUGUACUAAUGAAGGAAAGGGAAUAGCAGCCCGUAUACUUGGACCAUCCAAACCGGCUCCAUCAACCUACAAUCCACACAAACCAGUUCCAUACCCCAUCCCACCAUGUCGGCCACAUGCAACUAUUGCACCAAGUGCUUACAACAAUGCUGGAUUAGUUCCAAUGGCUAAUGUGAUAGCUCCAGGCUUACCAGCUCCUCAGUCAUACGCUGCUAAUCAAGUAGUGUCAGAAAAUGAGGACCUUUCCAGCCAGGCGAAACCUUCCCAAAAUCAAGCUUUUUCUGCACAAGCGAAUCAGCUCUUUACUCCUCAUGGUUCUAAUCCUUCAACACCUGCUGCUACUCCAGUCCCUACCCCAUCACCUGUCAAGGCAAUAAGCCAUCCAUUAGCACCUGCAACUCCACUCAUCUCUGGGAUGAACAUGUCUACCCCUGUCCUUCCUGUUUUCCCAGGGCAGGUCUCCUCUUCCAUCCAUACAUCUCAGUCAUCCACCCCAACCCCUACUGUCAUCAAAUCCCUUUCAUUACCUGGUGUCCCUGUCACAUCUGUUCACAGUGCAACCUCUACCCCUAUUCCUGCAGUUUUUUCUGGGCUGGCUUCUAUACCCACUGCUACACCAGCAUCACAAGGUUCUUCCACACCAUGUGCCACACCUGCGCCUAGUGAAGCUUUCGCAUCUGCUGCUGCUGCUGCACCAUUUGCUGGUCUCCCGUUUUCUGCAACCUCUUCAAUUGCUUCUGCUAAUAAUCCCACUCCAUUGUCAUCAGUUUUUGCUGGGCUUCCCUUGUCCUUGCCUCCCAAUGCCCAAGGGAUUUCAAGUCCUGUUCCAUCUACAAUUGCUAAUUCUCCUGCCACUACCAUUCCUGGUUCGCUUAGCUUGCCUAACCCAAUUUUGUCUGUCUUAAAGGGAUUUUUGACAUCAAAUGACACUUCAUUAAUCAAUUCAUCUGCUUUACCUUCUGCUAUGACAAAUGAGCUUGCUUCUUUAUCUGCUCUUGCUAAUCAAAGCUCUGACCCUCCUACUUCCUCUGUCAACAAAUGUUAUACUCCAUCAGCCACCCCCACCUCACAGCGUUCCUCCACACCUGGGCUGGCCAUUUUUCCAGGUCUUCCAUCCCCAUCUGUAGCCAAUUCUAGCUCCACUCCUCCAACAUUGCCUGCACAGUCACCCUUAACCACUUCACCAUCAAUUAUGCCAGUCAACUGUGGCUCAUCAGCCUCCCUUUUGCAUGGCACAAGCCCUUCUAAUCCUGAUCAGCAGCUCUCAUCAGUCCCAGCUGCCACUAGUAUCCCAGUUCUGGUCAAAACUGAACCCAUGAGUCCUACCCUUUCGGCCUUCAAAGGUCCUUCUCAUUCGGCCGGCCCUUCUCAUGGCACUAUAGGGCUGUCAGCACUCGGGCGUGCAUACACCUCAGCAGCUUCAGUGCCAGUCAGUUUACCCAAUUCCCUGAAUCCAGUACUAUCAGGUCUCUCCUCUUUGAGUGCUCCUCUGAACAAUUCCAGUUCUCUGUCUUCCAUUUCCCUUGCCCCACAUGGCUCCUCUGGUUCCAUUGCCCCUAUGUUCAAUGGACUUCCUCCUUUUACAUCUCUAACCAGUAACUUUGCUUUUACUGGUAAUCCAGCACUUACGCCACCCGUCACUCUCCCAGGGUCUUUGUUAGCUACUCCGUCUACAAGCGCUUCAGCUGUGUCUGCCCCUCAUGUGAGUUCCACUGCUGCCGUACUCUCAGGACUCGCCGCCUCAGCAACAGUCUCUGCUCCUCCCUUCUCGCUUAACUUGUCCAGUGCCGUCCCUUCCCUUUUUUCUGUUGCCCAGGGACCUCUGGGAUCAUCAAACCCAUCCUUCCCUGGUUUUCCUGUCUCUAACACACCCUCUGUCACUCCUGCUCUCCCUUCUUUCCCUGGCCUCCAGGCAUCUUCUGCAGUAGCAGCAGUUGCACCGUUGCCAGCAGCUGCCACAGCCCCAUCUCCGGCUCCGGUCCUGCCAGGGUUUGCCUCGGCCUUUAGCUCAAACUUCAACUCUGCACUUGUUGCACAGGCUGGCUUGACUUCUGGACUACAGACACCGGGAAAUGCAGUUUUUCCUGGUCUUUUAUCUCUCCCUGGUAUCCCUGGCUUUCCCCAAAGUGCCGCACAGUCUUCCUUACAGGAACUGCAACACAGUGCGGCUGCACAGUCAGCUCUACUACAGGCACAUUCUGCUUCUGCUCUGGAGAACUAUGCAGCUCAGCCUGAAGGUUUUGCUAACUAUCCGUCAACAUCGGGAACACCAUUUUCAUUGCAGACAAGUCUGCCCCAGAGUGGAUGGCAAUAAAUACCAGAUUUUUUUUUAAAGACUGCAGUGGUUGCUUGACAGAGCCUGAUCCUAUUCACUGUGAAGGCUGUCUCCACUUUAGCGGGAGCAUUAUCUGAAUUGGGGAAAGAGGGGGAAAACAUGGAGGUAAAAUGGUUCCAGGAGGCUGUGUGAGAUGUCAAACCCAAUUUGAGAUUGCAUUCAGUUGAUUCAGGGUCUGAUUCAGUGAAUUGCGGAGCAUCCUUGACUGUCCUUUUAGUUUAUGAAUUGAAUGUUUGGUGUAUUAUGGGAACAGGAACAUUCAAACACGUUUAUGUAAAUAGAGAAAUUGGCUGUCAAACUGAAUGGGAAGAACAAGUAUAAUUAAUAGCGUGUAUAAGCACCUAUCCUUCUGUUAUAUUUUGUAUGGCAUAUGUGGUUAAUAUAGUAUGAGAUGUAGACUGAAACUACAUAAAGCUGUAGACGAUCUUUCAUCUAGAUGCACACUUGUCUGUGCAUAGAUCAAGGUCAGUUUGUUUCUUCUUUUCUUUGUAUGUUUGAAGAUCUCCUGUUAACAUCAGCAGUAUGUUAAGGGGAGGCUAGAUCAGAGGGGUGUGGGCAUUUUCUUAUGCUUUGUAAUAUUGUCAUGGGCUUACGAAUUGAGUACUCCUUUGUCUGAAUCUGAACAGGAGAGAUAGGAAAUGAUGCUGGACUGUAUUUGGGUAGAAGUGGAUUAUGGUUAACUGGAGUAUGGUUUAGUUAGCUGACAAUGUCUUUCCAAAGUAUGUAAAAGCAUUUUAAUUUGCUUUUAAAAUAAUGUUACACAACAUCCUCCCUGCCCCCCCCCCCCCGCUCUGUGAAUGAAAUAAUUAAAUAAUUGUACUGCAGAUAGGCUACCUAUCCAGCACUUUUGACUGCAGACGUUUGUGAAUGUUUACAGACAUGGGUCAAGUUCUUCUCUCCUUGUACUCACAAACUCACUGGUUCUCUAUAUGCUUUUUGGCUCUAAAUCGCAACUUGAUGGUGCUUAUGUUAUCAUGUGAAUAUAAGCGAGAGCAGAAUUUGGACCAUGGAUUUUUUUAGUAUUUUUCCUUGGAAAAUGUACAUGAUUUUAAAGGCAUAUAGCUAAAUUAACUGUAUUGUUUAGGAAGGAUUAUAAUGCAGCAUAUAGGAAGAUCUUGCUUUGUUAGUGAAAUUCAGUUGUGCACUCUUCUAAUUAUGUUAGUACCUGUGGCAAUGUGUAACACAGUAUUGAAUAUCAUCUAUUUAAAAUAAACUCUUGAUCAUGUUCUAGAGACAGUAGAGAUGAGUGAUAUUCAGUCCUGUGAUUAAAUUAAAACAUAGAUGAUACUAUACUGUAGAAAAGCUCUGCGCCUAGAGUUUUACUUUUUUUAAAGAUGAAUUCUGCUGGGAGAUGUUGCUAAUGUAUUUUCUUUCGAGAUGUGAACAAACUUUUUUAGAACAUUAAUGGAAAUUCCUGUAUUGGUUUUUAACACAAUUUUUUUAAAAAUAACAAGUUUACAGUCAUGGUGAAAAAAAGGCUUUGCUGACUAUUUACAUAUUUGCGUAAAAUACAGAUGAAUAAACUUGUUUUUACUGAAACACUUCCUAAUGUUUGAUCUUGCUUAUGUUGUUUCUUUAUGAUGUGUAAUUAUAUACUGAAUUAUAAAAUUGGUUUCCUAAGGAGUGGCAAUAGAAGUAUCCUAUUAAGCGUUUAGUGAAAAAAAUUAAAUAAUGUCCUCAGUACUUUGUUAGCAAUUAGGUAGUCUUGCAUUUUUAUAAUCAAAUUUACAUAUUACUUAAAAUCUGAAGAUAAAAACGUACUGCACUUCUACAUUUUUUUUGUGCAACCAGUUGAAUUCUAAUGAUUCUCUGCUCUGAAUUUCUUUUAAAAUCAGUGCCUUAUCUUGACUGAAGAAAUAGAGAAAAAAAAUCUCAUACCAUCUUUUCUUGUGCUUCCCUUUCUUUUCAUGACUUGUUCUUUGUAGAUUUGUGGAUCAUUUGGAGAAGGAGAAAAUGAAAAUAUCGGUAUCUCCUCAAUAGCAAGCUUUUGUCCCAGAGAUGUGAACACAAAGUAGUUCAAAGUCAGGAAGCACUUUGUAACCUUACUGAGGUUCUGAGUUUGAUCUCCAUCUUGAGUCCUAGUGCCCCAUCAAGCAAUCAAGGUUUAAAUUAAUUCACGUUACCUUGUAGUCAAAGCCAAGUGGCACUCAUCAGCUGUUUGGCAGUGUUUUAUCAAAGACCAUUUGUAUGUUAUUGGAAAACACAUACUGAGUAGUCAUGGCGUGCAGGUUACUGGUUUGUUUGUCUGAACAUCAGACAACUCAAAGGUACCUAGAGUCUGUGAACCCCUCUUUCUCCAAGUGAAAACAGGUGUGAAAUAGUGAAUAUCUACUGUAUCAAACGCUGUUCUUCUGAAACAAUAUAACUCCUAAGUGGUAUCUAUGUGAUGUCCUUUACUCAUAAAAGGCUAUUUCAUGCACAGCUGGUGUAGUUCUGCAGAAGCUCAUCAUCGUUUGAUAAGUGAAUAACCAGUUUAAGAAGCAUUAAACUAACUUUUUUUUUUCUCUAAAAUGGGCUAUCUGGUUCUUACUGAAUCAGAUUCUAUGAUACUAAGCAGGAUUUCAUAAAUUGACUUUUUCAGUGGUUAGGAUUAAGGUAAGUUUCAAUUUCUUAAAUAUUUAUCCUGAUGUAAAACUGUUUCUUGUCAAUUUGUUUUCUCUUCAGGAGUAAAGUCUGUGUCUGCAUUGCAGAAAACUGCGACCCAGCCUUGGAAUUUCUGAAAAAAAAAAGGUUUUUUUGCUUGCUUGAGCAACAUUUUUAAAAAGCUAAGGAAGAGUAUAUUCCUGAGUCAAACCAUGCUGCUGCAUCUUGUGCCGAGCCUGUGCUGGGAAGGGACUGUUGCUGUAUGAUUUAAUUCUGGACUAAAUAUGUUGGGGUUUUUUUCAUUGUUCAAGUUGCUUAUGACUAUUUAAGCUAUGUUACUGAUUGCAAAGAAA